GACACGGGCCGCAUGCGCGCGCUGCGCAGCCUUGUGAGUUCUUUCCAGCAUGGCUGCCAUAGGAGUUCAUUUCGGGUAUACCUGCGCGUGUGCUGCUAUAUUUAAGGACGGGCGGGCUGAUGUGGUGGCCAACGACGCCGGGGACCGAGUGACUCCGGUUGUGGUGAGCUACAGAGCGACCGAGCAGGUCGUCGGCAUCGCAGCAAAGCAGGGACAGGUCCGCAACGCCGCCAACACGGUCGUCAAAGUGAAACAAGUGCUGGGGAGGAGCUUUGACGAUCCGGAGACCCAAGCCCACAAAACAGAGACCAAGUGUCAGGUGGUCAACCGACGGGAGAAGCCGUACUACGAGAUCACAGCGGGGGAACACCCAGCGUACGUCUCUCCAGAGGAUGUCGCGAAACUCAUCUUCCACAAAAUGAAAGAAACGGCUCAGUCGGCUCUCGGCUCCGAUGUCACGGAGGCCGUCAUCACCGUCCCCUUCGAGUUUGCAAACGCUCAGAAGCGCGCGUUGAGGGCGGCGGCCGAAGCUGCAGGCUUCCACGUGCUGAGGCUGAUCCACGAGCCCGCCGCGGCCAUGUUGGCCUACAACAUCGGGCAGGACUGUUCUUCUGGAAAGAGCCACGUCCUCGUGUACAAGCUGGGCGGGACGUCCCUCAGCGUGACGGCGCUGCAGGUCAACGGCGGCGUGUUCCGGGUCCUCAGCACGCACACCGACAACAGCGUCGGAGGGGAGAGCUUCACCGAGGCCUUGGCCCAGCACCUCGCCACCGAAUUCAAACGCACCUUCAAGCACGACGUGAGAACCAACGCCAGGGCGAUGAUGAAGCUGAUGACCGGAGCGGACAUGGCCAAACACACUCUGUCCACGCUGGAGUCGGCCAACUGCUUCGUGGACUCGCUGCACGACGGCAUCGACUUUGAGUGCACAGUGUCCAGAGCUCGGUUUGAGCUGCUCUGCUGCGCCCUCUUCAACAAGAGCAUCCAGCCAAUCGGACCCCUGCUGGAGGAGGCGGGACUUUCCACCAAAGACAUUAACCAGGUGGUUCUCUGCGGCGGCUCAGGCAGGAUCCCUCGCCUCCAGCAGAUGAUCCGCGAGGCGGUUCCGGACGUGGAGCUCCUGAGCUCGGCGCCUCCCGAUGAGGUCAUCGCCAUGGGAGCGGCCCUGGAGGCGGGCCUACUGGUGGGCAGGGACAACCUCGCCCCCGAGGAGGAGUCCGUCACCGUGGACGUCUCCGCCGCGGACAUACUGGUGAAGGAGGCGGACGACUCCGGAGCCGAGGUGUUCACGGUGCUGCUUCCGUCGGGCACGCCGCUCCCCGCCCGCAGGCACCACGUCCUGAGCGGGGGGGGGAAGCUGUCCUCCCUCUGCCUGGAGAUCUACCAGAGGGGCGCCACGGAGCAGCCGGAGAAGCUCGCCACGAUCGUCCUGAGGGACCUGCAGCCCAGAGAGGAGAACCGCAACAUCGACACUGUGGUGACCAUGAAAAGGGACGGCUCGGUUCACGUGUCGUGCGUCGACCAGAGCAGCGGGAGGCCAGAGGUCGUCGCCAUAGCAGCCGCGUCGUGAGGCCGCCGCCGGUCCGUCUGCAGCACAAACCGCACGCCGCCUCUGCAAAUGUUGAGCUUUCUACCCACUCAAUAAACAUAAGUGAACUCAAACCAUA
Molecule: messenger RNA, 1667 nt
Organism: Pseudoliparis swirei
Lineage: Eukaryota; Metazoa; Chordata; Actinopteri; Perciformes; Liparidae
Gene: hspa14
Product: heat shock protein 14
Exons: 14
Coding region: 50-1570 (506 amino acids)
Biological process (GO): cellular response to unfolded protein; protein refolding
Cellular component (GO): ribosome; cytoplasm
Molecular function (GO): ATP-dependent protein folding chaperone; heat shock protein binding; ATP binding
Source: RefSeq, a predicted model, not a curated record